Molecule: messenger RNA, 1929 nt
Organism: Symbiodinium sp. CCMP2592
Lineage: Eukaryota; Dinophyceae; Suessiales; Symbiodiniaceae
Source: the annotation of a GenBank genome assembly
AUGGAAUUCGUUGCCGCGACAAAAGAUGGCUUGGUUGUGUACGACGCUGCGGACAUUGACAAGUCCACAGACAAUGGCGGUAACUGGUCCAGCGGCCGGUGUUCGGACGGCCGCAAGCUCGCUGUGCUAGCGUCGAUGCCUUCUGCCCCCAACGCUUUCGGUUUCGCUUGGAGCGACGAUGGCCGGUAUCUCGCCUCCGUUUGCGAUGAAGGCGUCCGCAUCUACGAUGCCGACAAGAGCUACAAGAAAGUGCGGGAACUCGAGAAGGUCGCACCAGAUGUGCAAGGCCGUGCUGGCGGCGUCCGAUCUCUGUACUUUUCGCCGAAAAACAGCUUCCUGGUGACUUACGAGAAGUGGGACCCGCAGUAUCCGGAAAAUGUCCACGUGUGGGCUUUGGCCGGAGAUAGGGCUGGGGAACGCGUCCGCUCGUGCACCCUGAAGGGCUACACCUCCGGCGCGCUGCCUGUGAGCGUGCUGUCCUGGACCUACGAUGAGUCCUCCUGUUUGGAAUUACUGCCGGGUGUAGGAGUGGUGGUCCACGAUGGGGACCUGGAGAAUCCGACAGAUCCCGAGGACGACGAGAAGGUCAUUCCAGAGCCCAAUCUCGCCAACUUCCUGAUCUCCCCGGCUCCCCAGAAGGACGCCUGCUGGGUGGCUGUGUACGUUCCGCAGCAGAGCAUGGUCGCACGCGUGUCACUGUACCACCUAAGCAAGCCGACGAAGCUCGUCAUGGAGCUGAACCUGCCUAAGAAGGUCAAGGACUGCCAGAUGCUGUGGAACUUUGACGGCUCUGCGAUGCUCGCCAAUGCAAUGAGCGACGUGGACGAAACUGGCAACUCGUACUUCGGGAGUACCUACCUCUACUGGCUGAAGCCCGAUGACCGGAAGAAGGCCGCAGUCUGCGGGGCGGAGGACGGUCUCGUGCAGGACUUGGCGUGGUCUCCAAUUGCUAACGAGUUCAUGGUCAUUGUCGGCAUGCUUCCUGCUGAUGUGAACCUCUACAGUGGUGCCACAGGGAAGCUGGAGAAGAGCCUCGGGAAGUCGAAAAGGAACACGCUGAAGUGGAAUCCGUUCGGCCGCUUUGUGGCCGUAGCCGGCUUCGGAACUCUUCCAGGGGACUUGGACUUCUACGAUCGCUCCAAGGACGAGACAGUAUCCUCGCUGCGAGCUGCUUUGACCGUGGACUGCUCCUGGUUUGGGGACGGCAGGCAUUUCAUGUCCGCCACCGUGGCUCCACGCAUGAACGAGGGCAACCAAGUGACGAUCUACAAGUACACUGGUGAGCCCUUGGCCAAGAUCGAGUUCAAGCCCGAUAAGAUCGAGGCUCGCCACGAAGACACCGGAGCUGGUGCGAGGACGAAGACGCAGGCCUUGCUCUAUGCUGCCAAAUGGCGCCCAGAUGGGAAAAAGGCACAUGAGGAUCGCCCUGCCAGCCCUCCGCGCGAUGGCGAGAAAAGGCCAAAAGGCCUUCCCACCAACGCAGCUGCAGGCGGCACAGGUCCUCCCGCUGGCGGCGCCUAUCGCCCAAGGAAUGCCGAUGGCGGUGUUGGCACGGUCGCGGCGAUGAUGCGCGGAGAGAUCAACGUCCCGGAAUCUGCCGGACCUGGCCGGGGGCGGCUGGAGGAGUGGGAGUCCAAGCCGGUUGCGCCACAGCUGGAAGAGUGGGAGAUCAAGAAGCUGGAGAAGGAGGCCAAGAAGGUGGCGGAGCAAAAGCAGAAGGAGGAGCAAGAGAAGAAGAAGGAGGCCCUGAGGAGCCUGGAGAAGGGCGAGAAAGACACGAAGAAACGGAUUCGUGAGCUUCAGCAACAGCUGGAAGAGUUGGAGAAAGUGAAAGACAAGGAUUGGGACGAGCUUACCGAGGAGGACGAGGUUGUCCUUGAAGGCGAAGCUGCACUGCGUGCAGAGCUUGCAGCCCUCGAGGCCAAGUAA